Petromyzon marinus (sea lamprey) is the source of this 15066-nucleotide messenger RNA. The record is from RefSeq and is a predicted model, not a curated record. NCBI's taxonomy places the organism in Eukaryota, Metazoa, Chordata, Hyperoartia, Petromyzontiformes, Petromyzontidae.
UGCGUCUGCCACCAUGACUCCUCCCUCCCACCGUGCAUGAAAUCCUGACUCCAGAAAUAGCGCGCGGAUCACGUUACAGACGCCCUUGCCUGGCCACGAGCCUUGGGCACUCACACCCACCACACCGCACGGGCGCGGGCAGCCACAGUCCCUCCAGGCAUAGGCAGCCCCUGUCCCAGGCAGUCCCAGGGACUCUUUUUCCGAGGCGGUCGCAGGGACUCUCUCUCUCGCUGCCUCCCUCUCGAGUCCAACUGGGACGUUACUGGGAGUCGCAAGGCUCGAGUGCGAAGAGGAGGUGUGGGAGGUGGAGGAGAAAGAGGAGGAGGAGGCUCAGGAAUGGGAAACGCUCCGCUCUGCGCUGGAGGGAAGAGCGAAGAUGUAGACACCGAGGUGGAUGUGAAUACGAGUUUACUGCGAGCGGCUCGUGCUGGAAACCUGGAGAAGGUUCUGGAGCUCCUGAAAGCCGGGACUGACAUCCACACAACAAACCAGAAUGGGCUGAACGCGCUGCACUUGGCUGCCAAGGAGGGCCACGUCGCGGUGGUGAAGGAGUUGCUGACUCGCGGGUCAAAAGUUGAUUCUACAACCAAGAAAGGGAACACGGCUCUGCACAUCGCCUCGUUAGCUGGGCAGACAGAGGUCGUGACCCUGCUCACCGAACAUGGAGCUGAUGUCAAUGCGCAGUCAGAGAAUGGAUUCACGGCGCUGUACAUGGCCGCCCAGGAGAACCACGUGGCCGUCGUCACCCACCUGCUGGGCACCGGGGCCAACCAGGCCAUCGCCACCGAGGACGGCUUCACGCCGCUGGCCGUGGCGCUGCAGCAGGCCCAUGAGCGUGUGGUGGAGCUGCUGCUGGAGGGCGACGCGCGCGGCCGCGUGCGCCUCCCCGCGCUGCACAUCGCCGCGCGCAAGGACGACACUCGCAGUGCCGCGCUGCUGCUGCACAGCGGCAGCAAUGGAAGCAGCAGCACCGCGCAGCAGCAGCCAGAGAGCGAGCACGCCAAGGCCCUGGUGAACCGCACCACGGAGAGUGGCUUCACGCCGCUGCACAUCGCCGCUCACUAUGGCAAUGUCAACGUCGCCCGGCUCCUGCUGGAGUGUGGAGCCGACCCCAACUACAUGGCCAACAAUGGGAUCUCUCCGCUGCACGUUGCGGCGAAGCGUGGCCACUCGGAGCUCGUGACGCUGCUGCUGAGCCUGGGGGGCAACAUCGACGCACGCACCAGGGACGGCCUCACUCCGCUGCACUGUGCAGCUCGGAGCGGCCAUGAUGGAACUCUGGAGAUCCUCCUCGAGCAGGGAGCACCCAUCCUUGCCAAGACCAAGAACGGGCUGUCCCCGCUGCACAUGGCCGCGCAGGGCGAUCACGUGGGCUGCGUGCGGGGUCUGGGUGCGCGCGACGCCCCUGUGGACGACGCCACGCUCGACUCCCUCACCGCACUCCACGUGGCGGCCCACUGCGGCCACUACCGCUCCGCCAAACUCCUGCUGGAGCUGGGGGCCGAGCCGGACGCCCGCGCGCUGAAUGGUUUCACCCCGCUCCACAUUGCGAGCAAGAAGAACCGGGCGCGCGUCGUGGAGCUGCUGCUGCGCCACCGCGCCACCAUCGGCGCCGUCACCGAGUCUGGCCUGACUCCGCUCCACGUUGCCGCGUUCAUGGGGAACCUGGAGGUGGUGUCGCUGCUGCUGCAGUACGGAGCGACGCUGGACACGCCCAACGUGCGUGGUGAGACACCAUUGCACAUGGCCGCCCGUGCGGGGCAGCUCCCAGCCGUAAAGAGUUUACUGAAGGCCGGGGCGGAUCCACACGCAACCACACGGGACGAGCAGACCGCGCUGCACCUGGCCUCCCGCCUGCCUCGCCCGGAGGUUGCGCUCGCCCUGCUGGAGGCCGGGGCGCGAACCGACGCGGUGUCGGCCGGAGGGUACACCCCGCUGCACAUUAGCGCGCGCGCCGGCCACACGCUCACCACGGCGAGCCUGCUGCACGCGGGCGCCGACCACACGCUCCCCACCAGGAAAGGCUUCACCCCUCUGCACGUCGCUGCCAAGUAUGGACAAACCGACGUGGUGCGACUCUUGCUUGAGGGCGGAGCCCAAACUGACAUAACGGGCAAGAACGGGCUGACCCCGCUACACGUCGCCGCUCACUACGACCACCAGGAGGUGGCCCUCGUGUUGCUGCAGAAUGGAGCCUCACCCACGGCCACCGCCAAGAAUGGGUAUACCCCCCUGCACAUUGCCUCCCGCAAGGGCCAGGACCCCCUUUGUCUCUCCCUGCUGUCUCACGGGGCCGACGUGGAUGCGCACACCCAUCAGGGGGUUCGCGCGCUGCACCUGUGCAGCCAGCAGGGCCACGGCGCGGUGUGCAGCACCCUGCUGACCCACGGCGCCCAGCACACGCCCCGCACCACGAUCGGGCUCACCCCGAUGCACCUGGCUGCCCAGGAGGACCGCGUGGAAGUUGCGCAACAACUCGAGGCUCACGGAGCCCCCAUCGACCCCGUCACCAAGCUGGGCUACACCCCUCUGAUCGUGGCCUGUCACUAUGGGAACGCUCCGAUGGUUGAAUUCCUCUUGCGCAAUGGGGCUGACGUCAACCACAAAACCAAGAGCGGCUACACCCCCCUACAUCAGGCGGCUCAGCAGGGACACACGCACAUCGUCAGCCUCCUCCUCAAGCAUGGAGCCCGGCCCGAUGACGUCACCAAUGGGGGAAACACGGCGCUCUCCAUCGCAAACCGCCUGGGCUACAUCUCCGUCGUGGACACCCUGCAGGCCGUCACCACGGAGACUCAGACCGUCACCAUGAGGCACCGGCUCAGCAUCCCGGAGACCAUGACUGAGAUGCUGGACGUGUCCGACGACGAUGUGCGUAAGGCUCCAAGCCGUAACGACGUGGCAUCCGACACCGACGAAGGAGACGGAGCCCCAACGCUCCACCCGGAUGACAUCCUGGCUCUGACGGACGACUCGCUCCCCGACGAAAUUCGACUAUCAGAACUGAGGACCCCGGCGCGGUCGCUAGGCGCUGCAUCCUCCACCGGCCCCUUCGCGUCUCCGGGCGGCCUCUCUCUGUCCCUGAUGCGCGAAGCUCCGUUGAGCUCCCGCGAGGACGAGACGUCGCUCCGCUCGGCCGCUGCCGCCGCUCCUCCCCAGGUGGACUACGAGGUGGAGCGAGCGAUGAUGAGGUGGGGGACACCGGAACACUGGGACAACGUCACCUUGUCUUCCAGCCCCAUGCAUUCUGGUGCCUGCACGCCAUUGCCCCAGUAUGACAACAGCUUCCUGGUGAGCUUCCUGGUGGACGCGCGGGGGGGCUCGAUGCGUGGCUGCCGGCCCCCCGGGCUGCGCCUGCUCGUGCCCCCGGGCGCCUGCGCCUCCCCAACGCGCGUCACCUGCCGCCUCGCCAAGCAGCAGCCCCCCGCGGGCCUCGCACCCGGAGACACUCAGCCCCAGGGACCACCAGUGGUGGAUGGCGAGGGUCUGGCCGCUCGAAUCAUCCAGCUGGGCCCUCCCCUGGGCCGCUUCCUUGGGCCCGUGCUGCUGGAGGCGCCCCACUACGCGUCGCUGCGCGGGGGGCUCCGCGAGGUGGUGGUGCUGCGGAGCAACGACGGCGCCACGUGGGCUGAGCACAAAUACACGCCCAGCGACGAGGAGCUGCACCAGCUGAUGGCCGCCUCCAACGAGGAUCUGGAGGGCGAGUCCCCUAUGCUCACGCGUCAGUCCUGCCGCGUCCUCACCAAGGACUUUCCCAAGUUCCUGGCCCUGGUGUCACGCAUAACCAUGGAGACAGGGGUGCUGGGCCCCCAGGGGGGGGCCCUGUGGAGCCGGGGGGUCCCUGGGGUGCGCGUGGCCUUCCCCGAGGGGGCCCUCACUCGCCAAAUCCGCCUCGGCCUCCAGGCUCAGGCGGGGCCCGACGCGCCGGCCCGCGAUUGGCCGGGAAACCGCGUGACCUUUGGCCCGGUCGUGACCCUGGAACCACGCAGACGCAAGUUCCAUCGACCGAUCACGGUGACAAUGCCACUACCACAACCGCACGGGACACCAGCCGAAACGACGCCCCCACGUCACCACGGCAACCUACGCCUGUUGUGCAGCAUCGCCGGAGGCGUUGCUCCGGCCGUGUGGGAGGACAUCACGGACACGACCCCGCUGACCGUGUCCGGAGACAGCCUGACCUUCCACACCAGCGUGUCAGCACGGUUCUGGCCGGUGCUAUGCACGGCCGCCCGCGACGCCCCGGCGUUGGCCCCCCUAACGUACGGCGAGCUGUCCCGCGUGCCGUACCUGGCGCACUUCCGCGUGUGGGCGCGGCGCCACGACACCGACCCGCGGCUCGCGCGCCUCUCCUGCGCCUGCGCCUGCGAGGAGCGCGACGCGGGGGGCGGCGGGUCAAGGGGGGGCGCUCCCGCGCGGGCGCGCCACACGCAACUGGCUCGCAGCAAGACCGUGGAGGUGCUGGACGGGGCACCCCUUCUCGUUAGUUGCCAAGGAAACCUGACUCCAUUGACGCCACGGGGUCAGGGGCUGUCGCUGCCGUUCCACGCGUUUCGCGAGAACCGCCUGUCAUUCAGUGUGAAGGUGCGUGACCCCAGCCUGGAGCCGUGUGGGCGCCUCUGCUUCUACCAGGAGCCGCGGGCAGCAGACGCGACCCCAGUGUGCAGCCUCAACAUCACGCUACCGCCUCACGAGCCUUUGGCUGAUGAAGAUGACGAUGAACCCCUGUAUGAUGAGAGUGACAGAGAGUAUUUGACGCCAGAGGAGGGCGCGGCACGCUUGUCUCGCGCCAUUGACGUAGAUGCCGCCAGCCUCAAGGAGGAGGGUGACGAGGUUCUGCGCGUGACGGCGAUCCUGGCGCCCGGAGCUCGCAGUCUGGCGGAGGCGUCGAGCGUCCGGCUCGAGACCGGGGCACCGGCCGAUUUUGUGAUGAAAAGGGACUAUGAUGACGACGGUAAAGAGAUGAGCGCGAUGAUGGCGGCGGCGAUCGCUGUCACUCGGAGAGAAGAAGAGGAAGAAGAGGAGAUCCUGAUGAAGCAGCGGGCUCCACCUCGCACGGUCGACAUCGUCCAUUCGCUGGCAUUUGCAGCGCCGGGUCGCACCGAGGAAGGCGCCACGGUCGUCACCGCCGAUGCUACUGCCGCCGCCAUGUCGGCUGCCAGUGAGGAGGAGGAGGACGAGGAAGUGGAGGGUUUGUCGAGCGAGGGCUGGGUGGUGUUUGGAGCACGCGAGGUCUCGGAGGCCCAGGAGCUGGCCCUGCGGGAGGCCCAGGACGAGGCGGAAGAUGAGGUCUUUGCGCCGACCCAAACAGUUCGCAUGACCAUGUUUACGCACAGAACGACGACUCUCGCAAAGGCAAGCGCUGCGAAAAUUGACGAUGUGGCAGCACCCAGCCCCAGAUUCGACGACGAGCCUGAAGAGGAAGAGGAGGAGGUGGAGAAACUGGCGUGCAUUUCUCUGUCUGGAUCAUCUUCCCUUGAGGAGCGAGGAGCAUUCAGGACUCCCCCAACGUCGCCAACCGAGCUGGGGAACACGGGGUCACGUGGGGUUGGGACGGAAGUGAAGCGACGAGUUCUGUGGAUGACGAGGGGCGGGGAGAUGCAGGAGGAAGAUGAGGGCGAUGUGACCAUGGGGCCACGUGGCAACGCGGCAGAAAGGCACGGCCCAAUUCCAACUGAUGAUUCAGCUCAACCAGAACCCAGCGCCGACCUGGAGGGUAGUAAACAACUGGAACUGAGGCUGCGAAUGAAAACAGGAGAGCCAAGAGAGAGUGGGGAGGGACCUGCACAAGAAAAGGUGGCAGAACAAAAACCACCAGAGUUGGAACUGUGGCUGAGGAGCGAACAGGAGACUCGAUCACCCACUAUCGCCACCACUAUCGUCGCCGCUGUCAAAACCCAAACGGAAGUUCCCGAGCAGAAGCCAAGUUCGGGAUCGGAACCAAAGCCAGAUUUGGCAUCAGUCCUCGACGUGACGGCGGGAUUGGCGAGCCGCGAGUACACCGUGGUGACGGAGUCCUGGGCCAGGGGAGGCCACCAGGGCGGUGGGCGCGGCAGUCUCAUCAAGCGAGUCACCACGCGCCACAUCACCGCUGCCGCAAACGUACGGCCGCUGGUCAGCGCCACCACCGCCGGCGACGGCACAACGACGUGGAAGGAAGGAGAUGUGGAGGAUCCAGAGACAUCGCUGGAAGGCAUCGGUGCAGCCCAAAGGAAGUCAGGUGGAGAGGCUCUGAAGGUCGGUCGAGCCGAGGAUUCCUUGCCAGAAACCGAAAUGGUCUCGGCGGAAAGGUCGGCACUUGCCUGCGAAGAUCUGGGAAAGCAUCGUUUGCCAGAGAUGCCCGAGCCCACAUCCUUGGCCUCUGCGUUCCCCAAGUCCGCGGAAGGGCCGGGGGGCCGGCGGGCAGAGGGCCCCGUCCCCAAGCUCGCCGUCAGCAUGCACGGGGUCACGUUGCCCACCCCCCCGGCACUCUCGGAAUGCCGUGCCGUGUCAGUGGUGGUGCCACCAGGCCGGGGCGUGGGCGGCGCUCUGAAGGACGUGGGUGUUGCCCUACCCCUGGGCCUCCUGCACAAAGUGGCGGCCGCCCACCCUGAGAUGACUGCACAUGACGAGGAGGCGGACUUGGCGUUUCACAACGUCGACGGCGCGGACGUCGAUGGGGGAGACGCGGGGGCUUUAGUGGUGGAGAGGAGGGUGUGGGUGCGCAUCAUGGUGUUCGGGGCCAACAGUGGCACCGCAGCCAACGAAGAGGCCUCCAGGAUGGACCUGACGGGACUGGUGACCACACCCGUCGACUCAUUGCCCUUCGAGGUGUUUCCUCCUCAACAACCCGAGCUGGACACGGAACCGCGGCUGUCACCUGCGCCGCAAGAUGUUACCACCGAGCCGGUGGAGAAAUUCACUCCAGACAAUGUUCCUGGGUGGUCAAGUCCUGAGAUCGUGACAGUCAAGAGUGGAGUGGAGGAACCGGAACCACUCACGUUGUCAUUGAAGGCCCCUGAUGAUGCUGCGGUGACAAGGGAAGAGCGGAGCGAUGAGAUCACCCAAAAGGAACGCUCAGAAGUUUCAGAAAAGGUGAUGACAGAUUCGGUCAUGGCGUCAUGGCCAUCUGACAAGGAUGUAAAGCGCAGGGUCGAGGAGGUUAACCGGAGCAGGAGCCGGAAGGAGAUGAAGCGCGAGGAAGUUAUGGUAGAGUUGAGCGAAGAACAACGCAAGAUGAGGGAGGAGGUGAAGCUCGGAGUGGAGGAAGCCAUGAGCCUGAUGAUGGGCAGAAAGGCCGACGAGCUGGAUGGAAUGAGGAGCGAAGAAGAGAAGAUCGCACGUGAGCUCUACUCCACCUACCCCAAGGAGAGUGCAGUGGUGGAGGAUCUGUGUGAAGAUGUCGUGAUGAAACCAGCGGAGCGAGGAGCAGAUGGGGACACCCCCACCAGAGUCUCGCGGGCUGUAUUGGUCCUCAAAAUUUCUAAAUCUGUUUCGGAAGAACCAGAAAGACCAGAAAAAACUGAGCUGGAGGAAACGGCGGAAGCGACAGAACGUGAGGAAUCAGUGGUGGCGGGCGACGCGGAGACUCGCAAUGGGGCGGAGUGGGUCGAGGUGGACUCUGACUCGGAGGCGGCAUAUGGAGAUCUCUCUCUCAAGGAGAGCUCCAUUGUGGAGGAGAAGGAGGCGCUGUCCCCCGCGGAGGCUGACGACAUUGCUGACGAGGAGACGGAAAAAGAGGAAGAGGAGGAUGCAUCGGCUGAGAAGGACCCCUUUGUAUACCGUGCGGAUACGACUAGAAGUCUCAUCGUGGAAGAUGAGGAGGAAGUAGAGAAGAAAUUAACGUUCCAGGGAGAGACAAGUGAGGCUUUCCAGCAGGACGAGGAGACGACGCGACGGCAACACCGGCACAAGCUCCAAAUUGAUUUCCCGCGCACGGUGACGAUGCAGGUGGAGGAAAAGGAUGACGAGGAGAAGGAGGCGGGCGUGACGAGGUGUGUGAGGAUGAGAAACCUGAAGAAAAGCAUCGUGUACCAGCUAACCGGGGCCAGCGGUGAGCACGUGGUCGUGACGCGGAAGAGGACGCAGAGCGACGAGCCAACACCGCGAGACCAUGGGAAACUCCGGAGCCUUCCUGGCGAGGUGCAGCGGAUAUUCGUCAAUGACGAUUACGACAGCGGUGACGAGGAGGAGGAGGACAAUGAAGAGAAUGAAGAUGCGGCAGAAAGGUCAGAAGAACGCUGGGUUAGUCGACUGACCCUUGGCGGCAGACGGAAGGCGGUGGAGACUAGGGUCCUAAGGGAAGAGGUCACAGUGAGAAAGGAAAAGGUGAUCGAAAUAUCCCCCUUUGGUGGCCACACCACAAGGAGAGUCACUGGUGAAGAGGAGACCGACAAAGAGGGUAGGAGAACCAGGGAAGAGGAGGCUCCCAGGGAAACGACCGAGCUGGACGGCAUGGAGGAGGAGGAGGAGGAGGAGGAUGAGAGCUCGGAGGUUCCGUUUCCAACGCCGGAUACGCCGAGUUCGGAAGAGGUGACCUACGAGGUCUCGACGAGUGCGGCGGCCAGGGUGGCCAGAGCGGCUGCCGACGACGACGACGCGGAGAGACGCACCUCCGCAUACGAGGUGGAGGAGGCCAUUCCCGAAGAGACAGAGGAUGACGCGGAAGAUGAAGCUGAUGGCAGGAGGAAAGGCGGAGCAAUGGAGGUGGUGGGCCGGGAAAUGGUGACCAUGGGAGUGACGUUGUGUCGCUUCCCUCUCACCAAACUUGCCACAGUGGUGAGGCGAAGGUCGGAGGUGGAGCGUGAAGAUGAGGUAGGGGAGGCAGAGGAAUCGGCAGUCAUGGAGACAGAACCAGGGGGGAUUAAACCAGAACCAGUUAAACUGCAAUCGGAGAAACUGGAAGCAAAACUAGAACCAAAACCCGAAGCAGUAAAACGUGUGGAACUGGAGUCAAAACCAGAAGCAGUGAAGCUGGAACCAAAACCAGAAUCAGUUAAACUGCAAUUGGAGAAACUGGAAGCAAAACUAGAACCAAAACCCGAAGCAGUAAAACGUGUGGAACUGGAGUCAAAACCAGAAGCAGUGAAGCUGGAACCAAAACCAGAAUCAGUUAAACUGCAAUUGGAGAAACUGGAAGCAAAACUUGAACCAAAACCCGAAGCAGUAAAACGUGUGGAACUGGAGUCAAAACCAGAAGCAUUGAAGCUGGAACCAAAACCAGAAUCAGUUAAACUGCAAUUGGAGAAACUGGAAGCAAAACUUGAACCAAAACCCGAAGCAGUAAAACGUGUGGAACUGGAGUCAAAAUCAGAACUAGUGAAACUGAAACCAAAAUCAAAACCAGUGAAACUGGAGUCAAAACCGCAACCAGUGAAAAUUGAACCAAAACCAGAUCCAGUAAAACUGGAACCAAAACCGGAACCAGUGAAACUGGAGCCAAAAUCAAAACCAGUGAAACUUAAACCAGAGCCAGUUAAACUAGAGACAAGCCCAGAACUAGUGACAUUGGAACCUGUCAGACUGGAACCAAAGCCAGAGCCAGUGAAAUUAAAACUAAAACCAGAUCCUGUUAAACUGGAGCAAAAACCCAAACCAGUUAAACUGGAGACAAAACCAGAACCAGUUGAACUGGAGUCAAAACCAGAACCAGCGAAAUUGGAACCAAAACCAGAGCCAGUUGAAUUGGAGUCAGUCGAGCUGAAACUAAAACCAGAACCAGUUAAACUGAAGCAAAGACCAGAACCAGUGACACUUAAACCAGAACCAGUUAAACUAAAGAUAAAACCAGAAUCAGUGAAAUUUGAACAUGAACUAGUAAAACUGGAACCAGAACCAGAGAAAAUGGAACCAAAACCAGAAACAGUGAAACCGGAUCCAAAAUCAAAACCAGUGACACAUAAACCAGAACCAGUUAAACUGGAGCAAAGACCUGAACCAGUGACACUUAAACCAGAACCAGUUAAACUUGAGACAAAACCAGCGAAGCUUGAACCAAAACCAGAACCAGUGACAUUGGAACUCGUAAAACUGGAACCAAAGCCAGAGCCAGUGAAAUUGCAACCAAAACCAGAGCCAGUUGAACUGGAGCCAAAACCAGAACCAGUUAAACUGAAGCAAAAGACAAAACCAGCGAAACCUGAACCAAAGCCAGAACCAGUGAAAUUGGAAGCUGGCAAACUGGAACCAAAGCCCGAGCCAGUGAAAUUGCAACCAAAACCAGAGCCAGUUGAACUGGAGCCAAAACCAGAACCAGUAAAACUGCAACCAAAACCAGAACAAGUGAAAUUGGAGCCUGUAAAACUGGAACCAAAGCCAGAGCCAGUGAAAUUGCAACCAAAACCAGAGCCAGUUGAACUGGAGCAAAAACCAAAACCAGUGAAACUGGAACCAAAACCAGAACCAGAGAAACUAGAAGCAGAACCAGAGAAACUGGAAUUAAAACCAGAACCAGUGAAACUGGAACCAAAACUAGAACCAGUGAAAGUGGAAUCAAAACUAAAACCAGUGAAAGUGGAACCAAAACUAGAACCAGUGAAACUGGAACCAAAACCAGAACCAGUGAAACUGGAACCAAAACUAGAACCAGUGAAAGUGGAACCAAAACUAGAACCAGUGAAACUGGAACCAAAACCAGAACCAGUGAAACUGGAACCAGAACAAGUGAAAGUGGAACCAGAACCAGUGAAACUGGAACCAAAACUAGAACCAGUGAAACUGGAACCAAAACUAGAACCAGUGAAAGUGGAACCAAAACCAGAACCAGUGAAACUGGAACCAGAACCAGUGAAAUUGGAACCAAAACCAGUGAAACUGGAACAAAAACCGGAACCAAUUAAACUAGAACCAAAACCGGAUCUAGUGAAACUGGAACCAAAACCAGUGAAACUGGAACAAAAACCGGAACCAAUGAAACUAGAACCAAAACCAGAUCUAAUGAAACUAGAACAAAAACCAGUUAAACUGGAGACAAAACCAGCGAAACUGGAACCAAAACCACAGCCAAUAAAAUUGGAACUAAAAGCAGAGCCAGUUGAACUAGAGUCAAAACCAGUAAAACUAAAACCAGAACCAGUUAAACUGAAGCAAAAGACAGAACCAGCGAAACUUAAACCAAAACCAGCGAAACCUGAACCAAAACCAGAACCAGUGAAAUUGGAAGCUGGCAAACUGGAACCAAAGCCAGAGUCGGUGAAAUUUCAACCAAAACCAGAGCCAGUUGAACUGGAGCCAAAACCAGAACCAGUAAAACUGCAACCAAAACCAGAACCAGUGAAAUUGGAGCCUGUAAAACUGGAACCAAAGCCAGAGAUGGUGAAACUGAAACUAAAACCAGAACCUGUUAAACUGGAGCAAAAACCAGGAAAACUUGAGCCAAAACCAGAACCAGUGAAAUUGGAAGCUGUCAAACUGGAACCAAAGCCAGUGAAAGUGGAACAAAAACUAGGACCAGUGAAAGUGGAACCAAAACCAGGACCAGUAAAACUUGAAUCAAAACAGGAACCAGUGAAACCAGAGGCAAUAACAUCAGAAGUUAAACCAAUUAAACCAAAACCAACAGCACAACCAGAACUGAGAGCAGAGUCAGUUGAGAGAGAACCGCUCCCCGUGCGGUCGGCACCCGGAGCAGCGGUCGCCGAUCACAGCGAUGAGAUCCCUGCCAUGGGCCCAAGCCCGAUAGUGAGCUCGGCCCGCAGAGUGACUCGCAGUGGGGCCGGCAGGGCCAGCAGGGCCGGCAUGCCGUUGCUGGAGCUGCGUGGCCUCGCGUCUCCCCGCGACCCGGCGGCCGAGCGUCUGAUUCGCUCUCCGCCGGCCGGGAUGUUGGCGGAGCCGCUCAUCCUGGUGGAGCCGCCCUCCCCGCUCCCGCCGGCCGCCGCCGAAGACGACUUCCUCUUCUACCUAAGUCCUGAAGGGUCGGCGGCGGCGGAGGCAGCGGAGGAGGAGGAGUCGGAGGAGGAGGAGAAGGGAGGGCAAGGGAGCACCCUGGACAACCGUCAGGGAGACGGCAUAGAUAAGGGGGGGACGGACGCGGCGUUGACGCCGGCGAAGGAGAUGCACGCAACAGGAAUAUCGCUGCGGUUCGACAAGCGCAUCUAUGUCUUCAAGAUGGCGGGGACGGGAGCAGGAGACAUUGCUGAAUCGAUGGAGGUGGAGGAGAAGGAGGCUGAGUCGCAAAGUGGCGACACUCAGGAUGAGCGGGAGACAUGGACGGAGACACCAGAAAUUGUUGAGGAAUCCACUCGAGAAUUGACGCCACUCGAGGAAAAAUCUGAGACUGCGCAGGGAGUGUCCACGGAUGAGUUAACAUCGCAGGACACCACGUUCCAUGAUGCGACAUCUCGCGACACAAGCUCACAGUACGUGACCUCUCUCGACGUGACCCCUCUCGACGUGACCCCUCUCGACGUGACCCCUCUCAAUGUGACCUCUCUUGACGUGACCUCUCUCGACGUGACCUCUCUCGACGUGACCUCUCUCGACGUGACCCCUUUCAAUGUGACCUCCCUCGAUGUGACCUCUCUCGACGUGACCCCUCUCAAUGUGACCUCUCUUGACGUGACCUCUCUCGAUGUGACCUCUCUCGAUUUGACCUGCCACGAAGUGACCUCCAGGGAAAGCGAGAGCAGUGAUUACUAUGAUGUUGCCGAGGAGAUGGAGUCGACAGAUGGAUCUGUCUCAGACAGCAGCUGGGGAAGAGGCACGGGGACUGCCGCUACGACGACGGCAACGACGACUGAAGAGAAGGAGAAGAAGAAGAAGAAAAAAAGGACGAAGGUUUUGGUGCGGAAGACCACGAGCACCACCAGCACGAGCACCACGAUGAUGAGAUUGGACGUGCGCAGGGAGACGACGCAAACGCAGACCGAGUGGGAGGACGUCCGGCGCGGUGCAGCAGCGUGGAGCAGGGGAGCCGAGUGCCACAGCAACGGCACCACGGCUGGUAGCGGGCCGCAACCCGAGGAACCAGCGUGGAGACGGGGCCACGAGGAGAUGCCGGAGGGCGCAGCGAGCGAAGACACCGCAGAGGUCGAGGAGUCUGGGACAGUGGCGGGCUUUGAGACAAUGGUCCCAGAGGAGGCAGAUGAUGCGACAGCGCGCGGCAAGGAGAUGAAGAUUCGGAAGCCCACAGAGGCAGUGGAGGUUGUGACGAUAGUGCCAGGGGAGGUACGGGAGACACAGAAGGUGAGUACGGCUGGGCCAGACGACGAGGAGGUGGAUGAGGAGGAAGCCAUUGCGCUGCCGAGCGAGGUGGUGUUUGUCCUGCGGAGGCGAUACACGCGACUCAUCCGACUGUUGCGCCGAACGGUCACACGGACAAAAACCACGACCAUCACCAUGGUGACACUGCUGUACCUCAUGGAAACAGACUCGGACAUUGACGAGAUGCUCCGAGGAGACCUGCACCUCGCCCUCGUCGCAGAGAAGCUCGACUCAGACUGGCCUGCUUUGGCAGAGAAGAUGGGGAUUUCUCCAGAUAAGCUGAAGGAGGCCGUGCAGAGAGCGGAGGAGGGGGAGGGCGAGGAAGUGGCUGACGAGGUGGAGGAGCUGGGUCUGUCUAAGGAGGCGCAGAAGGCGUUCUGCCUCCUCAAGUUGUGGGCUCACCGCGAGGGCAGCCGGGCCACCGGCACCCAGCUAGAGCGGUACCUGGUUGCCAUGAAGAGGCCGGACGUGGCUCAGGUGGCGGCGGUAGGAGGCUCGGCGCCGCCCCCCCCUCACUUCCCGGGGAUCCCCCGCAGCACCACGGGCCCCGAGCACCCCACUCUGGAGCAAACAGCGCACGGCGCGGCCGUCCCUGCCGCCACCGCCGCCCCCGUGCCGAAGAUCCACCUCCACGCCCUCUCCGAGCGAUUUGAUUUUGGUUGCCAUGACGACGACGCGGACGACGAGGGUGACGAUGCGGGCGACGCGCCCGUCCCGGCCCACGAUGACGGCGACCGUGACGAUGACUUUACCGCAAAUUUCUCCGAUAUAUUUGCCGGCGCAAUUCCACUGUGCGCCACGUCCUUCUCAAGCGCCGCGGAGAGCGUCGGGUUCCGCAACGUUCGAGCCGCACGGCGAGGCCACGCAGAGACCCAGCCGGCGCCAUUGUCAUCAUCGCUAGCAUCCACACCACCGCCGCCGCCCCCACCACGAUCGUCAACGCUGCCAUCGCGAAUGUCAACGCUACCAUCACGACCAUCACGACCAUCACAAUCAUCAGCACUACCUCCACUACCACCAUCACGAUCGUCGACGCUACCACCACGAUCGUCAGCGCCGCCAUCGACGGGAUUUUCGUUCACCCCACAGCGUUCGUCACUUCCCUCCGCCUCUCUGCCGCCUCGAAUGCCACCUGCUGGUCCGUCACCGCCAUCGCCACCCGCCCCUACCGCCACUCCCACCACACCGCCUCCUGCAGCAAUGCCAGAUUUCCCGGCAUCGUUCGUGUUCACCAGAACAACGCUCAUAACGAACAGGACGCUGACAUCGCCGCCAGCACCCGCAUCCCCCGUGUCCACGCCGCUCACCGCAACGGCCACGCCGCUCACCACCACGGCCACAUCUCUCAGCGCCUCGGCCGCACCACUCCCGUUCUCUGCCGCGCCAUCACGGUCUCCUCGCGCUGACGACUUGUUUCCUGGGCUGCCGCCGGGGGUGUCCCUGGGAGCGAGGGGGUUUCCCUGCGAAGAGGGAUUUUCCCCGGACUCGUUCCCAAACUUCCGCGUCACCACCGUGAAGAGAACCCGGCUCGCCGAGUUUAAGACAGACCCCGAGUGGUCGGAGGAGCGAGUGCGCGCACUCAUGGAGCGUCUGGAGCGGGAGACGGACGGCGCUCACGUGAACCUCUCGGCCGAGCAGAUACGGGCGGCUCGCCGACGAGGUCAUGCCGAGUCGCCCCCCUCUUUUGGCGAAACAGCUCAGCGGGGGUUACCCACCCCGGGAACUCUGGUCGGCUAUCUGAAGGAGAGAGCCACGCAGCAGCCCCCCAAUGCCAAAGAACCCUCGAGCGGGGGUCAUGGGGAGAAGGGGGGCCCGGGGGGAGAGGAGGUGGAGAGGGAGGAGAUGAAGAAGAGAGAGGAGGAGAUGAAGAGAGAGGAAGAGGGAUGA